CAGGCACUUGGCUUCUUGUGGUAUUCUGAUGACCAGAAUUUCUCCUUUGAAAGUACCUGUCAUGAGCCAUACCUUUUCAAGAACUUUCUUCAACAUUGCUGCUCCACUAGUAAAUAAAAGAAAAGAAUAUUCUGAAAGAAGAAUUAUAGGGUAUUCUAUGCAGGAAAUGUAUGAAGUUGUUGCUGUUGUGGAGAAUUACAAACUAUUUGUUCCUUGGUGUAAGAAGUCGGAUGUAUUAUCAAAGCGCUCUGGGUACUGCAAAGCACAGCUAGAAAUUGGAUUCCCUCCUGUAGUAGAGAGGUAUACGUCGGUCGUUACACUUGUGAGACCACAUUUAGUUAAGGCAUCCUGCACAGAUGGAAAACUAUUUAAUCACUUGGAAACAGUGUGGCGUUUCAGCCCAGGUAUCCCUGGUUAUCCAAGGACAUGUACGUUGGAUUUUUCAGUUUCUUUUGAAUUUCGUUCACUUCUACACUCAAAACUUGCUACACUAUUUUUUGAUGAAGUGGUAAAGCAGAUGGUAGCAGCCUUUGAAAGAAGAGCAUCCAAACUCCACGGCCCAGAAACAAGCAUACCUCGGGAGCUAAUGCUUCAUGAAGUUCAUCACACAUAAAAGGGAAAAUUAUAACCACCUCCAUGAUAAACUUGUUUGUAAACGUCGUUUGUACAAGAGGUGCCUUGCUCCUCCUUUGGGGCAUUUAUUUCAUAGCUGAGCUUUGUGUGUCAUUUUAUACUGUACAAAACACACCUCUUCAGCCAGAUGUACAUA
This is a messenger RNA of Mesitornis unicolor (brown roatelo), 769 nucleotides long. RefSeq names its product coenzyme Q10 homolog B (S. cerevisiae) (gene COQ10B). The transcript has 4 exons. Gene Ontology annotation, cellular component: mitochondrion. Gene Ontology annotation, molecular function: ubiquinone binding. Gene Ontology annotation, biological process: cellular respiration; ubiquinone biosynthetic process. The record is from RefSeq and is a predicted model, not a curated record. The coding region runs from base 29 to 613 and encodes 194 amino acids. NCBI's taxonomy places the organism in Eukaryota, Metazoa, Chordata, Aves, Mesitornithiformes, Mesitornithidae.